GCGUUAGUCGCAGCAGACACGGGUGACGAGCAGCAACGAUCGUUUUUGGAGAGCGCGCCAGGAAUUCCCGAACCAAACCGUUCCCGAUCCAACCGAUACGCUACGACCCGAUUCGUAAAGCCAGCGGAAGAUCAAAAGGUGUGCGCGAACGGAUCAGUGAUAGCGGUUUAAGUCGGUCCAAUCUAUCGAUCUGAUCUCACGGGAGGUCCCCCAGGGGAAAACAAGUCCAAAACAAACCGAUAUAAAAUUCAAAAAUCAAAGCAUAGCAAAACCAUUGUAGUGUCAUUAAGUGUGUGUAGUUCCCGCUUCCCCAAUAAGGUGUGAUAAGUGCGUGAUAAUUUUCGAGCCAAAGGCAACUUAGCCGAGAGCGAUCGUUUUGGCCCGAAAAUGUGCUAAUCAGAUCUCAGUCUUGGUUCACGGCAUCGCGGCCCGACGCUGCCCCGCACAACUGGCGCCAAUUUGUAUACAAAUUUCAUGCCUUAAUUGAAACUCACAUUAUAGCCAAGUGCGAAAAGUUAACGACUAGGCAACCAAAACCAUCGACAAUCCACAGCAACGCUUGACUAUCCCAGCGAAUCCAACCGGAGAAAGUUUAACGGCGGAGUCGGCAAAAAGCUAACGGAGAUUGUGACAAUUGCAACUCUGGAGUUCUUCAAUCAACUGUCAACGGCCGAAAUGGACCCAGAGUCGCAGUGUCCGCAGUAUGGCGAGGUGAACCAACUGGGCGGCGUCUUCGUCAAUGGUCGUCCGCUGCCAAAUGCGACCAGGAUGCGAAUCGUGGAAUUGGCCCGUCUGGGCAUACGACCCUGCGAUAUAUCCCGCCAGCUGCGUGUAAGUCACGGCUGCGUGUCCAAGAUCCUGGCCAGGUACCACGAAACGGGCUCCAUACUACCGGGUGCUAUUGGAGGAUCUAAGCCAAGAGUGACUACACCCAAGGUGGUCAACUAUAUCAGGGAACUGAAGCAGCGAGAUCCUGGCAUUUUUGCCUGGGAAAUCCGCGAUCGUUUGCUCAGCGAGGGAAUCUGCGAUAAGACGAAUGUGCCCAGCGUGAGUUCUAUUUCGAGGAUCCUGCGGAACAAGUUGGGCAGCCUGGGGCACCAGCAUACGCCGGGAGCCGUGAUGGGUAGCGGCAGUAGCAGCGGCGGCGGCAGUGUGUCCAGUAAUGGUGGCCAAAAUAACGGCACGACUACCAACAACAAUAUAAAUCUUGGUAAUCUCGGAAAUCCAGGCGGUGCACCACACCACCCACAUCAUCAUCAUCAUCACCAGACUGCAGCAGCAGCGGCAAGUGCCCACCAUGUUCACGCCCAUGCCCAUGCCCACGCCCACCUGUAUAAUUCGAUUUACCAGCCGUAUAGUGCAGCGGCAGCCUACAGCAUGAAGGCUGUAUCCUGCGGUAGUCCUUCGCCUCCGCAGGGAGCAGGCGGCCAGGGAUCUGGGCCCCAUCCUCACCAGCUGCGGAGUGUGGCCGCCGCAGCCGCUGCCGCCCACUGGCCCUCCUCUCAUUCAGUCAGCGAUAUCCUGGCCCACCAUCAGGCUGUUGCUUUACGAGCUAGUUGCCAGGUGGGCGUCGGAGUGGGUGGAAUGGGCGGAAUGGGUAGUACGGUCUCCCCACUGCCGAUGACACCAUCUCCAGUGGCAGGAACGGCCGGAGGUCAGCCCCUGCUUGACUGUGAGGGCGGUGCCGGACAGCAAUCACCGUACAACUACUACAUGUAUUUCCAGAACGGCGGAAUGCACCACCAUCAUCAUCACGGCGGAAUGAUGGCCGCCGGAGCCACGGGAUUAUGAGCGGAUGGUGUAUAAUCAGCGGGUUGGUUACGGGUUUAGCUACUUUUGAUCGCGGUUGUUCAGUUAGGUUACUCUUAUCUAAGCACUAGUUAGGGAAUGGUCAUAUCACGGCAUUCACUUAUCACAAUCAAAUUUUGAGUAAACAUAUUAGAAGAGAAUAAAUACGAAUCUAAGGCACGUGGAAAUUACAAUUGCGUUUAGUUAUCAUUUUCCUGGAAACUCGACUAAAAAGCUUGCAAAUAUUGGAAUGUGACUAAGGGAAGGUAAACUCAUAAAAUGUUGUGAAGAAAUGCCUAAAAGAUCAUUUGCUUAAGCUCAAGGUUUGUUUAGUUACAUUUCUUUAACUGAAAACACCUUAAGUAAACCUCUCUCAAGAACAUUAUAUAAUAAUAAUAUUAUAUAUAAAUAUUUUGCAAACUAUUUGUUUGAUAAGUGAAUGCCAUAGUCGAAGACCAUCAAAUGUGAGUUGUGGGCUGUCAGGACUCAGACCUGCCAUUGUCCCUAUUUCU
Drosophila eugracilis is the source of this 2300-nucleotide messenger RNA. It is a transcript of the gene Poxm, whose product is annotated as paired box pox-meso protein. The coding region runs from base 676 to 1791 and encodes 371 amino acids. The transcript has 2 exons. NCBI's taxonomy places the organism in Eukaryota, Metazoa, Arthropoda, Insecta, Diptera, Drosophilidae. Gene Ontology annotation, biological process: anatomical structure development; regulation of transcription by RNA polymerase II. The record is from RefSeq and is a predicted model, not a curated record. Gene Ontology annotation, molecular function: DNA-binding transcription factor activity, RNA polymerase II-specific; RNA polymerase II cis-regulatory region sequence-specific DNA binding.